Molecule: messenger RNA, 1659 nt
Organism: Eruca vesicaria subsp. sativa (arugula)
Lineage: Eukaryota; Viridiplantae; Streptophyta; Magnoliopsida; Brassicales; Brassicaceae
Source: the annotation of a GenBank genome assembly
AAAAACUUUCUUUCUCGUGAAGACAAAAACAGAUUCCCAUUUUUCAAAAUUUCCCGGGAAAAAAAAUGAGAGAGAUCCUUCACAUACAAGGCGGACAAUGCGGCAACCAAAUCGGAGCCAAGUUCUGGGAGGUGAUCUGCAACGAGCACGGGAUCGAUCCUUCUGGAAAAUACGACGGCGACUCCGAUCUUCAGCUGGAGCGGAUCAACGUCUAUUACAACGAAGCAAGCGGUGGAAGGUAUGUACCACGCGCUGUUCUGAUGGAUCUUGAGCCUGGAACCAUGGACUCCAUCAGAUCUGGUCCUUUCGGACAGAUUUUCCGACCGGAUAACUUUGUAUUUGGACAGUCUGGCGCUGGUAAUAACUGGGCCAAGGGUCAUUACACGGAGGGAGCUGAACUGAUUGAUUCAGUUCUUGAUGUUGUUAGAAAGGAAGCUGAGAAUUGUGAUUGUUUACAAGGGUUUCAAGUUUGCCACUCGUUAGGUGGAGGAACUGGUUCUGGAAUGGGAACGCUUCUCAUCUCCAAGAUCAGAGAAGAGUAUCCAGAUCGUAUGAUGCUCACCUUUUCGGUUUUCCCAUCUCCUAAAGUCUCUGACACGGUCGUUGAACCAUACAACGCUACACUCUCUGUUCACCAGCUUGUUGAGAACGCUGAUGAAUGCAUGGUUUUGGACAAUGAAGCUCUUUACGACAUCUGUUUCCGCACCCUAAAACUUGCCACUCCAACUUUUGGAGAUUUAAACCACCUUAUCUCUGCAACCAUGAGCGGUGUAACAUGCUGUCUCCGUUUCCCUGGUCAACUCAAUUCCGACCUCCGCAAGCUCGCGGUCAACCUAAUCCCCUUCCCGCGUCUCCACUUCUUCAUGGUCGGUUUCGCACCUCUCACAUCCCGCGGCUCCCAGCAAUACCGCGCCUUAUCAGUCCCCGAACUGACCCAACAAAUGUGGGACGCCAAGAACAUGAUGUGUGCUGCUGACCCAAGACACGGACGCUACUUAACCGCGUCAGCUAUGUUCCGUGGCAAGAUGAGUACUAAAGAAGUGGACGAACAGAUGAUCAACGUCCAAAACAAAAACUCUUCUUACUUUGUCGAAUGGAUCCCCAACAAUGUCAAGUCUAGCGUUUGUGACAUUCCUCCUAAGGGUCUCUCGAUGGCGUCGACUUUUGUUGGUAACUCGACUUCGAUACAAGAGAUGUUUAGGAGGGUGAGCGAGCAGUUCACGGCGAUGUUUAGGAGGAAAGCUUUCUUGCAUUGGUAUACAGGAGAAGGGAUGGAUGAGAUGGAGUUUACUGAAGCAGAGAGUAAUAUGAAUGACCUUGUGGCUGAGUAUCAGCAGUAUCAGGAUGCUACAGCUGAUGACGAGGAGUAUGAAGAGGAAGAGGAAGAUGAAGAGCUCGAGGCUUGAGAUUUUUAGAUUGUUAAGUGAGUUUGUAUUUUUCUUAUUUGCUGGCUUUGAUUGCUGUCUGUUGUUUUGGGUGUAAAUCGUAAUGAAAAUUAGUUUGUGGGUGAAUGUGUAAAACAGAAGAUGAGGUUUUACCGUUUUUGGUCCUAAUCUUUCUUGUUUUGGUUUAUAUGUAUGGUUAAGGUUUGGUUUGUAUUAAGCUCUGUUUUUGAAGUGAUUUUGGUUCAUUUGAUAUCUCUAUAAUAUUAUUUGAGAA